Messenger RNA from Cyclopterus lumpus (lumpfish), 2806 nucleotides. RefSeq names its product acyl-CoA oxidase 3, pristanoyl (gene acox3). The record is from RefSeq and is a predicted model, not a curated record. Gene Ontology annotation, molecular function: fatty acid binding; FAD binding; pristanoyl-CoA oxidase activity. Bases 140 to 2218 code for a protein of 692 amino acids. Gene Ontology annotation, biological process: fatty acid beta-oxidation using acyl-CoA oxidase; lipid homeostasis. Lineage: Eukaryota; Metazoa; Chordata; Actinopteri; Perciformes; Cyclopteridae. Gene Ontology annotation, cellular component: peroxisome. The transcript is spliced from 19 exons.
AUCACCGAAGAAGAAGAAAAAGUAAAGAGGCACCUCUGGCACACGCAUUUACAUUUGACAGCUGUCGAAGAAGAGAGACGGAGUUAUUAACUGGGAAAGUUGACACAGAACGAGAAGAGAGAGCAAAGUGCACAAGGCGAUGGAUCACUGUGUGGCUGACCUCCCCAGGGGCCCCCUGGACUUCUACAGGCAAAAAGCUUCUUUCAACUGGAAGGACAUGCUCCUCUUCUUCGAGGGAGAGGACAUCCUGGCAUUCAAGCAACACGUGUUCAAUGCACUUGAGGGUGACCCUGUGUUUGCGCGUCAGCCCGGGGAAGACGUCCCUCUAGAGAAAAUGAGAGAGCUGACCUUCCUCAGGGUGAAGCAGCUUUUCCGCUACGACUUCCUGACGAGAGACGAGGUGAUGGCGAACCCCUGGAAGACGGUGGUUCUCAGUGAUUGUCUGGGCAUGUAUGACUGGGCCAUGUCGGCCAAGUACUUCCUCAACAAAGGGAUGUUCGGAGCGACUAUUGCCAACGCAGGAUCGGGAAGACACAGGAAGUUUGUCGAAAAUACCGAAAACAUGACGACGUACGGUUGCUUUGCACUGACCGAGCUGAGCCACGGCAGCAACACCAGAGCCAUGAGGACCACAGCAACUUAUGACCCCGCCACCCAGGAGUUUGUGAUAACCUCUCCGGACUUUGAGGCCGCCAAGUUCUGGGUGGGGAACCUGGGCAAGACGGCAACUCACGCCAUGGUGUUCGCUCAGCUCUACACACUGGACCAGGUGUGCCACGGCCUGCACUCCUUCAUUGUGCCGGUGAGAGAUCCCAAGACCCUGUUGGCUGUGCCUGGUGUGCUGGUUGGAGACAUGGGCAAGAAGCUGGGCCAGAACGGACUGGACAACGGGUUCGCUUUGUUUCACAAUGUGAGGAUCCCUCGGGAGAAUCUGCUGAACAAGACUGGAGAUGUGACUCCCGAUGGCCGCUACGUGACUCCAUUCAAGGAUCCCAACAAGCGUUUCGGGGAGUCUCUUGGUGCCCUGUCUGGGGGAAGAGUGUCCAUCACCAGGAUGGCUCUGGUCAACCUGAAGCUGGCUCUGAUUGUCGCCAUCCGCUUCUCAGCCACCAGGAGACAGUUCGGACCCCAAAACACGGAGGAGAUUCCUGUUUUAGAGUACCAGUUACAGCAAUGGCGUCUCAUCCCGUACCUGGCAGCAGCAUACGCUCUGGAACACUUCUCCAAAUCCAUCUUCAUGAACUUCGCUGAGUUCCAGCUUGGACAGAUGAUGAGGGAAAAGAGUGCCAGACAAGCAGAGAUGGGCAGAGAGAUCCAUGCCAUCGGCUGCGCCAGUAAACCACUGGGCUCGUGGACCGCUCAGAGGGGAAUCCAGGAGUGCAGGGAGGCAUGCGGUGGUCACGGAUACCUGGCCAUGAACCGGCUGGGUGAUCUGCGUAAUGACAACGAUCCAAACUGCACAUACGAAGGAGACAACAAUGUGUUGCUGCAACAGACCAGCAACUACCUCCUCGGCUGGCUGCAUGCUAAACACAGAGACGCUGUGCGGAUCGAGUCUCCUUUUCACACUGUGGAUUUCCUGAAUGACUUCCACAAGAUCCUGGAAACCAAGUUCACAGCAGGAACAAUGGAGGAAUGCAUGGACUCUGCAGUGCCACUGGCAGCUUAUAAGUGGCUCGUGUGUUUUCUGCUGGAAGAGAGCCGGAGGAGGCUUGAACAGCUGAGGGCCUCGGGGAAGGAUGAGUUUGAGGUCCGGAACAGCAGCCAGGUUUACUACUGCCGUUCCCUGGCCAUCGCCUACAUAGAACUCAACUGCCUCCAGAGGUUUCAUGAUCUGGCCACUGAUGAGGACACACCAGCUGGUCUCAGACCUGUUCUGAGCAAGCUGUGUGCCCUGUAUGGGCUGUGGAGCCUCAGCAGCCACAUGGCCACACUUUACCAGGGUGAGUACUUGAGUGGGAGGAAGCCCACAGAGUUGGUCCAGAUGGCCAUUCUCGCUCUCUGCUCCCAGCUGAAGGAUGAUGCCGUAACAUUGGUGGAUGUUUUCGCACCUUCGGAUUUCAUUCUCAACUCGCCCAUCGGCAAUGCCGAUGGACAGCUGUACAAGAACCUGUGGGCGACAGUCAUGCAGGGCAGCCAGGUGCUGGAGCGGCCUUCCUGGUGGAAAGAGUUCUGCUCAGACAAGCCAGUGGUCGGAUCCCUCCGUCCCAAACUCUAGAAUCUAGUCUAGACCACAAUCCUGGACUGCAACUCUAGACCACAACCCUGGACUACGUGUGAGGGGGGUGUGAAGUGGAAAAUGUGUGUGGCCUUAAAUAACUGUGCAAUUUAUACCUUGUGAUGAUUAUUCUUGCUUGGGGUUCACCAACAUGGAUUCAUUUUUUCACCAGAUGAAUUCAUGAUUUAAAUUGUGUUGUACACAAAUUUGAAAUAACAAAAAAGGAUACAUUUUAAACCUCUUCAGUUUUUUGAGAAAAUCAAGUUCUUCAAAAUAAGGUAAGGGAGCGACUUGAAGGAGCUCCUCAACAAACACUUGUCUUCCCUAAGAUGAUGAACCAUGAUAGGCCAAGAAGACAUUUCAAAUUCAAAUCAUUUGACACAUUGUUUUGGGGGUUUUCAGUUGGACACUUAGAUAUGAUUUGUGUGUCACAGAAAGACCAUAAUCUGCUUUAUUAAAUGUUAUUCCAUAUGGAGAUGAAAUAUGUACCGGUAAUGUAAUAAUUCGUCUGUAAAUUGUGUUCAUCUGUAGAUGCAUAAUCAAUGUUUUGAUAUUUAACACUAUGCCAAAUAAAUAUUUUUAAUAACA